Molecule: messenger RNA, 4140 nt
Organism: Cyclopterus lumpus (lumpfish)
Lineage: Eukaryota; Metazoa; Chordata; Actinopteri; Perciformes; Cyclopteridae
Gene: stk17b
Product: serine/threonine kinase 17b (apoptosis-inducing)
Exons: 7
Coding region: 500-1567 (355 amino acids)
Biological process (GO): positive regulation of apoptotic process; protein phosphorylation; intracellular signal transduction
Cellular component (GO): nucleus
Molecular function (GO): ATP binding; protein serine/threonine kinase activity
Source: RefSeq, a predicted model, not a curated record
ACACAGCAAUAAUGCGCAUGCGCCGAGCAGUGACGUGUCGAGAAAGUGUCAAACACAAGGAUGUGAAAAAAAGAAAAGAAAAGAAAGAUCGAAAAGUCUCUAGAUAAACGUACUACUCCAUGUAACAGUCGCCACUGCGCUAGUCUGGAUGACCGUGCCUCUGGAACCAGCCACGACCCGCUCCGCCUCACUUGGAAUUGGGGAAAUCGGUUUAACUCACUUGUGAAGCCGCGACAUUGACCGCCGAGCUAACUUAGUUAGCGACAGUUGAGCUAACCGGAGUCGGUAACGUUAACAGUAGCGCGGUGACCGGCUUAGCUAACACGACCAUGUAACUAACGUAACGCUGGCAGCGGAAACGAUAGACGGACUCUUGGCUUAGUUGUGUCGGUCGUCUCCCAUUUUACUCGCAUUUUACUCGGUGUUCAUCGCAGCGGCAUCCAGCCGGGGGCAGCUGGCUGCGGGACCGAUACCCUCACGUUCCCCGGGGGAGAGGAGGAUGUCUCGGAGGCGGCUGGACAGCCGCAGCGGGCUCGCAGCGGGGCUGCUCGGGGAGAUUCAGACCCCGAUCAGCACGGAGCCGCUGGAGAGUGUGUACGAUAUCACCGGAGAGCUCGGGAGGGGGAAGUUUGCCGUGGUGAGGCGCUGUGUGGAGAAGGCCACCGGCAAAGUGUUCGCCGCCAAGUUCCUCCGGAAGAGGAGGCGAGGUCGCGACUGCCGGGCAGAGGUCAUUCACGAAAUGGCCGUCCUGGAGACGGCCCGCAACAACGCCCGAGUAGUCAACCUGCACACGGCGUACGAGACGGACCACGACAUCGUCUUACUGCUGGAGUAUGCGGCCGGUGGAGAGAUAUUUGAUCACUGCGUGUCUGAGGAGUUGCUGCCGGAGGCCCAGAUCACCCGUCUGAUAAGGCAAACCCUGGAGGGAGUCCACCACCUCCACCAGAGCAACCUGGUGCACUUGGACCUGAAGCCGCAGAACAUCCUCCUGACCAGCCUGUCUCCUCCGGGAGACAUAAAGAUUGUAGACUUCGGCCUGGCGCGCAGACUGGGCGUGGUCGGAGAGCUCCGAGAGAUACUUGGCACGCCUGAGUAUGUGGCUCCUGAGAUCCUGAAUUAUGAGCCCAUCACGACGGCGACCGACCUAUGGAGUGUGGGUGUCAUAGCCUACAUGCUGGUGACGGGCGAGUCUCCGUUCGCCGGGGAUGACAAGCAGGAGACGUAUCUGAACGUGUCCCAAGUCAACGUGGACUACAGCCGGGAGGCCUUCUCCAGGGUGUCUGAGUUGGCCGUGGACUUCGUCCGCAAGCUGCUGGUCAAGACCCCAGAGGACCGGCCCAGCGCUGCAGAGUGCAUGAGUCACCCCUGGCUGUGGCAGCUCUGUCUGAGCCCCGACCCGGCCACCACCCGUCCGCGAACCGUCCGCGAAAGGAGCUGCGGCACCAAGUGGACCGCCCCCCCCGAGGACCCCGAGGACAAAGAGAACUUCCUGGAGUCGCCCCACUCGCACGCAAAAAAGUUCCGCUUCGACGAGGAAAGGCCCGCCGCUGGAGACGGCGACUUUUGAGGAAAAAUGUAAUACAAGCAAAACUGCGAGGAAUCGAAGCCCGCUUCUCCUGUGAGCUUUUAAAUUAAAAAAAAAUAAUUUUAAAGCCUCCAGAAAACCAGCUGUCCCCACUCAAAAGUAUUCACAAAAUGUAACUAAUUUCCUAAAUUCCAAGAUCCACCACUCAGACCAAAGAUAACCAGUUAAAUUCUGAGAUCUGACACAUCGCUGUUUUAAAAAAGAAAAAGGAAAAAAAAAAGUGUGAAAAUUGUACAGUGUGUCUCAAUUAAUGCAGUGUGUUUAACCUAAAGUAUUUAAUUCCUUUCAUUGUUGAAAUCUGGUAGCUGCAUGAGCCCCACUCCGUGUCGUUCCUGUACUGAUGAAGGCCACCGUGAGUGUUUCUAGGGGAAUCUAUGCAAUACCUCUCUUGUGCAUUUUAAAUCACAAGAAAUUGUUCAACUCGUUAGCGCUCUGCCUUCAGGUCGGAAGUGAAGUGUUCUUAGUCACUUGUGCUUCAGCAGAAACGUGUGCGACAUCGAGCUAGGCCCCGCUGCAAUGAGGAAGUGUGGUAAUGUCCUCGUCUGCAGCAUCGAGGACAACUAGGGACGGUAAACCUUUCAAACACUCUGCUGUCUUAUGUUCUAUAUGUCUGCAAUAAUUCAAAUGUAGCUCAGGGUUUUCAAACUCUUUUCUUUAUGUUUAUAGGUCCAACCUCUGAACAAAGCUUCCCACAUGUACUAUACGUUAUCAGACAGAACGGUUUCUCACCAGCAACAAAUCUUCACAGAUGGAAACUUAAACACCAGAAAGACCCGGUGGCUCACGCGGUCGUUCACAUGCCACACCCGCACUUACUCAAAUGAUUUCCUCAGCGGGCUAAAGGUUCCUCUUUUGUUAGGCGCAAGAAGAGAGAGAGAAGCUCGACUUUAGCACUUAGUUCAAAAGCACACGUUUGAUACCGAUGAGCGGAAAGUAGAAACUCUUCACGAGAGUCUGUGUUUGCUUGUCCUUUUGGAGCCUCGGGGCAUGCUGCUCGCUAUCUGCUCAGUUUGUGUUGUAUUCUUAAUGUUAUUCUUACAGGUUUAUUAUUAUUAUCAUUAUUUAUGUGCUGGACUUAUACUUUAUAUUUUUGAUGUAAAUAACGUGUCUUAUAAGGAAGUGUUGAUUGCGGGAGAGGAUGAUUACGGUGUUAUUUAAAACAACCUGUUGUGGUCAGUGUGCUGAAUAGUAAAUGGAAAUGUUGGGACUGCAGUGGAUCGGGGCGAUGAGAGGAGGUCUAGGUUGUCGGGGGGGUCCUGGGAGGUGAAGCGAGACGAGGUGGUUUCAGCCGGGAGGGAGGCGAUGGAAUACUGGAGAUAAGUCGGUGUUGGAAGAAGUGAUUGAAGGAAGAGUUUGAAUAGUCGUAACCGUGUUUAGAUAUAUCGUCAUGGAAUGCUUGUUGGGGCGACGAGGAAGUGAGAGCGAUGAUUUGAUGUCGUUUCAGAAAGAGACGGACGUGACGCUGCGUGAUGUGAAAAUACGAGGCGCUGUCGGGUCACAGGAUUUGCCAUCUUUUGUUCACUUGAAUGAACUCUCCUGAACUCCGAUUGCUCUCAAUCCCCAGUGAAACAGUCCUCUUGUUGUUGUGAGGUGUCGAACCGAAUAAGACCACAUUGUGUUGUUUUUGUUGUCGUUGGUUGUCGUCACUGGCUGGUACAAUGGCCUUUGUCUGGGAGAUGGGUGUCUCCAGUCACGGCCGUGCUCUCAUCUGUAUGCUGUCAUCCUUGAAAACUGGAACAACACGCUGUAAAAUAUAUUCAUCUCCACGAGCAGUUUAAUCUCAGAUUCCACUCGAGCCGGUCAUAAUGUGAUUCUCCGAGCAGCUGGAAAGAAUAUUUCUUCAUCUCCUGAGUCAAGUAUUUUCACAGUCGACCAUCGUUUCUGAUUCCGCUCCAAAUUGGCGUCGGAGUCUUUUCACAAAUGUACUGAGCUCAGUUCUACAGAUACGGUUCCUCUUCCUGUGACAGAAGUAUUAUCUGUAAAGAAAAACUUUAAAAACUAGUUUUUACGACUUGACGAGACCUCGAGAUGAGAGGCUUGUUUUGCAGUGCAGGGAUGUCACUUUGGAUGACGGGACGUGCGAAGCGGCUCGUGUUUGCCGGCAUUGUCCGUCUCAUCACUUGAACAUGACCUAUGCUGUGGUGUUGAAUUUGUUCUGUCCAGCUAUUGUGUGUGUGUGUGUGUGUGUGUGUGUGUGUGUGUGUGUGUGUGUGUGUGUGUGUUCAUUGUUUUGGGCGGGAGGAGCUCAGCAUCCUCGAGGAGCGGCACAGCAGCAACAGGCGACCGAUGUCGCCCGACGUUCCCAUUUAGUGCGACGUGACCGCAGUGAGACCGAAGUGUGGAGAACAGUCAGGCCAGCCACCAGCAAAUACAUGUUUCAGAGAUUUAUGUUUAUUUUGAGUUUUAUAUUUUCUUUUUUUUAAUGUAUGAGCGUUAGAAUUGCAUCUGAAAUGACAAACAAGACACAAUCCUUAUUGUAUUCUGAUCAACUGCAGACUAAUAUGUAGGCAUCACCAAGCAAACUGGAAAAAGCUCAUUAAAGGUUGUAGAAAAUA